UGUUGCAAUACAAAGAUUAGCUAUUCAACGUAUUGUUUCGCAGAUGUGGGGAGCACACUCCUGUCUGUGGCGAAAGGGCGGCGGUGGUCUAAAGGCGAGAAAGAGAGAGAUGAGGAGAAAUAUGUCGGUGUGAGGACGUUUCUUUGUGUCCACGACAGCGAAACUCAUAUCGCCAGGUGUGUCUCCAUAGCCACCUACUAGCCUACUUCUCACCGUUACCACCACUGUCGAGGUAGCCAUGGCGACCAGCGCCCUGCCAAGUGACAACCUGCCAACGUACAAGCUGGUGGUGGUGGGGGAUGGUGGUGUUGGGAAGAGUGCCCUCACCAUCCAAUUUUUCCAGAAGAUCUUUGUGCCAGACUACGAUCCUACGAUAGAGGACUCGUAUCUUAAACACACAGAGAUAGACGGACAGUGGGCAAUACUGGAUGUGCUGGACACAGCCGGCCAGGAGGAGUUCAGUGCGAUGAGGGAGCAGUAUAUGAGGACAGGAGAUGGCUUCCUUAUCGUCUUCUCUGUGACAGACAAAGCCAGCUUUGAACAUGUCGACCGAUUCCAUCAGCUCAUACUACGGGUCAAAGACAGGGAGGCCUUCCCCAUGGUGCUGGUGGCAAACAAAGUGGACUUGGUCCAUCUGAGAAAGGUCACCACUGACCAGGGCCAAGAGAUGGCUGCAAAACAUAACAUAACUUAUAUUGAAACCAGUGCCAAGGAUCCUCCAAUGAAUGUGGACAAAGCCUUUCACGAGCUGGUUCGUGUUAUAAGACAACAGGUGCCAGAACGAAACCAGAAGAAGAAAAAGAAGAUGAAAUGGAGAGCAGAACGUUCAGCGGGUUCCCACAGGUUCCACUGCGCCAUAUUGUGACCUCCCUCGUCCUGUUUAUCAUUUGUGAACAUACACAUACACACACCCACAUACCUUUUGGAUGUCAGGGAACUCCCCAGCAGUGGUUAACUACUGGAGCACAAAAGGGAGGGGGGCGGGAGGGGGGGUUUUACCAUGAAUUGCUGGAUGGAUCCCGGGGGGUCGGAAGGCAAAGUGAAUCUGACUGAUGUCCCCUCACCCUUCACAAAGCCUUGGAAUGACUGCUGUGCUCUCUCUCCUCAACUUAUGGUCCCUUUCAAAGGUCUAUAGAUCCCUCCCAUCUCUUUUCAAAACAGAACUACCGUGUCACUGAACUGUUUCUCAGUUAAGUGUCAUUUUUUAAUGUCAUGGCACUAGAUGACAGACUCUGGGGGGGAAAGAGAGAUCAGAAUCACCUUGAUAUUUGGAUGGAACUUUUGUCUUCUUGCGAAAGGAAGGAAAAAGGGAGGACCCGGCUCAAAACGGCGCCUCGUUUUUCAUGGAGUAACUCCCAUAAACCUGCUGGUCAUCACCUUUCUAUCCUCACACUCCCACAACUUUUCUGGAAGAAAAGCAUUGUGAUCUUAAUCGAUUUGUCGUCUGUGCUCUCUCUUUGUAGAGUGGACAUCAUAAGGGCAUGGCGGACGAAUGUGAGAGUUUUUUUUUGGUAUAGUGGAAAUAGAAGUUGCGUGGCGUUGUCGAUGAGUGAACUGCGAGUUCUGUGAGUGUAGCGUGAACUUUGUGGUGUUGUAAUGCUGUGGUUUUUUUGAAAUGUCAGUUCAGAGAGGACAGAAGGACGUGUCGUAGCAUGCGAGAGAGAAGUGACGGGAUGCUGAGAAAAUGUGUCAUAUUGGUUGACAGGCGAGCGCUAUGGUCAUAUCAGCUUGUUGAAUACAUGUUUAAAUAUUAUAAUUGUAAAGGAGAGUAAGAUUGGUCGGUGUAUGUGGUUACACUUUAAUGUAAACACAACAGGGUUUAUUCCAACACUGAUGUGUCAGCGGCCAUGUAUUUUUUAUUUUUUUUUAUUUAUAAAAGGAUAAUUUUCCCAUCAUAAAGACACCGUAUAUCAGUGCCACUUAGUACAUAAUAAUUAUGUUUUUUUUAGGUUGCCUCUUUGUCACUGUCAAUGGCAUGAUGGGUGCAGUCUUCAUCAGUACUGUAUGGACAAUAGCCCUGAUAUUUCCUUUGUCUUUGUAGUCCUAACAGAUUUGUCUUCAAAAACAAGUUACUUCCCAUGUUUUUGUAUCUAAAAACAAAAUAUAGAAAAUUACAAUUAUAUUUGUGAUAUAAAAAAAAUCUAAUUAUACGUGGCAAUGUUAAACAAAUUCAAUGCUGUUUUACAAAAGGAUCAGUAGGAAAUAAUGAAUGAAAUAGAAUAGAUAAGGGAUAAUGAGAGCUUCAUGUCUUCAGAUCUGAAGCAGCCUGGAGAAGCUGAUUUGCACUGGCCACUAACCAAAAUAAUGUGAUGUCACUUUAUUUUAAAUCGAGGGGCUUUUUUUAGACCGCAGCGCUGAAUUCAGGAUAAUUGAAUCGUGCUCAGCAAAGGAGAACACUCCUUUAGUUUGGGAAUACAUACUGUAGCCAUGGGAAUGCAUCCGAGUUAGCAUGCCUGUCUGAAGCAGGCAGUGGGAUGCUCCUAGGGCUUAAAGCCAUGUCAACUUAGCUACAAACUAAGUUUUAGUUGAAGGAAAACCACACACUCGAAGCAACAAGACAUUCAGUAUAUUCAUGUCUGUAGUCGUGAGGUGGAUAGGAAUGUACAAUUCAAUAACCUAUGAAAUGGCUUGUACUGUUAACGCACUAAAGCUUCGGUGGACAACUUUGUUUUGUCUGGAUGAAUACCGUCUCUUGGAGGAAUACAUUUUUGCACUUUUAAUACAAUUUCUCACUUUC
Messenger RNA from Sander lucioperca (pikeperch), 2737 nucleotides. It is a transcript of the gene mrasa, whose product is annotated as ras-related protein M-Ras. The record is from RefSeq and is a predicted model, not a curated record. Lineage: Eukaryota; Metazoa; Chordata; Actinopteri; Perciformes; Percidae. Gene Ontology annotation, molecular function: GTP binding; GTPase activity; GDP binding. Bases 239 to 865 code for a protein of 208 amino acids. Gene Ontology annotation, biological process: signal transduction. The transcript is spliced from 6 exons. Gene Ontology annotation, cellular component: plasma membrane.